This is a messenger RNA of Chenopodium quinoa (quinoa), 1541 nucleotides long. RefSeq names its product protein EMBRYO DEFECTIVE 1674-like. The transcript has 6 exons. The coding region runs from base 283 to 1107 and encodes 274 amino acids. NCBI's taxonomy places the organism in Eukaryota, Viridiplantae, Streptophyta, Magnoliopsida, Caryophyllales, Amaranthaceae. The record is from RefSeq and is a predicted model, not a curated record.
UAAUAUGCCAAAUAUUUAAGUCUUAGGGGUAAAGUGAUAAAUUUGAAAUUUUUUUAUUGAUUCUUAAUAAGAAUUUAAUGACAUUAUUUUUAAUGGGGCCACAAAAAAUAAUGUCACAUCCAAGUCUCCGGCUCUAACACGGAGUACUUGAAAUUGCAAUUUCCCUCGCAGUAAUCGACAAAAUUCAACUUUUCUCGCGGCUUUUCAAUUUGGUACUUGCUCAUUGAAACUUACAAAUACUAGAAUCAAAUUCUGAUAAACAAUCCUUUGGUAAGUGCUCAAAUGGAGGUGCCCUUUAGUCCAAUUUUUCACAAAGUUGCCGGUGAAGUUGUCGGUAAACCUAAACGCACCUUCACUCGUCCUACUGAGAUUUGUCUUGAGGAAUGGUGGCUUUCGAAACUUGAUGAUGGUAAGGGUUUAGCUGUCAGCGGUCGUCCUCUUGAAACUAGAAAAUGUGAUACUCCACAACGGAAGUUUCACUCUGCUCCUGCUAAAAGGAGAGCGUCGAGAGAAUUUCACUCUUCCAAAAUUGUAAAGAGGCAUGGUUGUACUACACUUGAAACUUCUGAUGGUUUUAUUGUUUCUCUGUGUGGCUUUAUAAACAAGUCUCGCACACAACAAAAUGGCUUUUCCUCUGAGGUUUGCAGGGAUUUCAAUUUUGGAUUUCCUUAUAAUUGGGAGGAUUAUGCCGCAUCUGUGGAUAAAGAUUUAAGUCAAAUUAACCCUAAAAAUGUUACCGAGUGCGUCCUGCCUGCUGCUUUAGAAUCUUACAAUGGUGCACAGCUGCAUGACAUGGUGUUGUCUCUUUCUGAUGCUGAAAGAGGUAAAUUCAAUAAGAAAGUGUAUGACAACCUAAUUGGAUUGUUGGCUCCACAUUCAAUGGAUGUAAUAGAAGUUAAACCCUCAAAAUCUACUACUCAAGCUGGUGCAGAUGUAUUAAACUCUGAAUCUCAGAGGACAGAGGCUAGCAACAAGCGGGUAACCAGAUCGCAGACUUCCUCGAAGCAGGAGUCCCAUAUAAAGAGGAAAGAGGCUAGCAGCAAGCGGGUAACCAGAUCGCAGACUUCCUCGAAGCAGGAGUCCCAUAUAAAAAGAAGUCCAGAGUGAAGAAAAUGUGAAUGUUCUAAUAAUGUUGUCGCCUAAGCAGGGAGCAAUGAUGUAAACUCGAGGAAACCUUGCUAGCUUAGAACGCAUUACUGUAUAUGAAACUCUUACACUGGUAGAAGUAGAACCAAGAACCUAAAUACCCAAUGCUAGGCUGCUAGCACUUGCAAAACUUAUAUUGACUUAACAUCUUAAGUUCUAAAGCUAACCUUACUCAAAUAUGCUUGCUUAACGAAGGUUACAUGAAAAAAAAACAUGAAAGUUACAUUUGUCUGUUGCAUAUGUUUUUAGCAAGUCUUGUUGAUUUAAGGUGAAUAAAAAUGAAAAAAGUGGGGUUUAGGAAAUGUUUGGUUUGGCUAUUAAAAAAUAUCCAAUUCAGAAGUCCGGUGAUUUGAUCCAAAAUUCCGGUUAUCCUAUCUACUUUCUUAUUGCGUAUA